AUGAAGUCCGCCCUAAAGGCGAGGGCGCCUUUGCGGGCGCCCGUGCUAAGUGCCCUGACCGGCCUCAUGCCUCGCAAGGCGUCGCCUAAGGCGGCCAAGGCGGAGACACUCGAUGCGGAGCUCAAGAGGCACCUGGAGGAGGUGGGCGCCCUGACCGGGGAGCUGGACCUGCUCUUCGCGGAGAUGGGGCGCCAACCCUCCGUGAUCAAGGCAGGGCAACGCUACGAGUGCCGCAUCGCCGCAGGCAUGACACGCACGCUGGAUGUCCGUCUGCCGCAGCACGGGGACGCGGGGGAUUUUGUGGUGCAGGUGAGCUGCCGCCUGAACGAGGACAAGCACAUCACGGACAACGAGGAGCAACCUUCCGGCAAGCUGCCUCCGGAGCCCUUCGCCCUGGGGAUUUGCGACACCGCGCGGCAGGCUGCGGAGGAGAGUCCCUUGAGGGAGUUCCGUGCCCCUGCAAUCGCGCAGAGCUUGAGCUUCACCACUGAUUUCAGCGGCUUCUUCGUGGUCCUCACAGCAAAGACGGACUGCCACGUGGUCUUCAUGAGCAAGGCGAGCGCCAAAGGCUUCGUGCCCCCGAAGUUGCGGGUUCACUACAGCACCGGCACGGACUCGGACUCGGAGCUGGAGGCUUGCCCGACGCGGGCGAUGAAGAAGCUCAUGAAGAAGGUAAAGCAGUACAAGAAGACCAAGUUUGUCGAGCGGAAGUCUCCAGGUCGAGUGCACAAAGCAUUGGCCGCCCGCCGUGAUGUGAAGAAGGGCGUCAGCUUUGGGGAGCUGGUCUUUCCUGAGGGCAGGCCUGUGAAGGAGCAGCACCAGAUCGAAUACGCCCAGAUGAAGAUCUUGCAGCUCUGGCUGGGCCGCCGGCGCAUGGAGAGAAAGCGGCGGCCUUCUUGGGCCAAGAAGCUCUCGGCAGAUUUCCCGCACAAGCUGGCGCACUACUUGGUGAAGACUCGGCAGGAGCAGAGCAUGCUGACGAGCAUUGCCAUAGCCGGCGGCUUUGCCUUUUUUCUGCAGCGACAGAGGGAGCUCCACCUCAUGCGCUGCCGCAGGGCGCUACGGCAGGUGGCCUGGUACAAGGCGCUCUUCACGUCCUCGCACCUGCUGAUCUUUGCGGUGUUUAUGAUGAAGGGCCGGCAGGCCAAGCGAUCGCCAUCCACAGCAGUGCCCAGCUCGAGCUCCAGAAGGCUCUCCUUGAGGCGUCGCUCCUCCGAGCAGCUGGACCUCUUCUUCCAGGAAGCGAACCCACUGCUCAUGGUGCGAAAGUACCUUCGUGGCUCCCGGGGAAUCAGCCGGGGAGGGAGCAUGCGGCCGAGCGAUGGAGGAGCGUCUCCGUCUCCAAAAACAGGAUCCCCACAAGCAUCUCCAAAGGCAAGCCAGUCGCUGGAGCAGCACUUGGCCCAGCAAGGUUUCUGCCUCUACCCUGCCUUCCCGGAGAAGAACACCCGCACGCUGCAGCGGAACCAGCUGGCCAAGGGCCUUGCAGCGCGCCUGGGGCGACAGACCACGCGGGCGCCGCAGGUGGUGUCCAACUUGGCCCAGAGCGGGCCGCAGGACGAGAUGCAGCAGGCCAUUCAGGAGAUCAGCCAGUCGACGCUGAUGAUGACCAUCAGCCCCCGCGAGGCAUUGGUCGCCAAAGGCGAGGCUGAGGUGGAACUCAUGGGCGCGGAGCACUUUCAGGCUUUCUACCUGCAGCGGGUCCAGAGCGCAGCAGACCAGCUCCUGAAGCAGCGUGCCCGUGAGGCAGAGGUGAAGGUGGUCCGGGCAGAGGUGAAGCUGAAGGUGAAGAUCGUAAAGCGGUAUCUCCUCCGCUUCUUUGAGCCCGAUCUGCCGGAUCAUGCCUGGCUCAGCUUGCAGCAGAGUCUGAUGCUGGUGAUCCGAGGCAAAUCCUCGUACCUCACGCCAUCUGAGCAGAUGCUUCUUGAUGACAAGCUGAAGAACGUGAACGAGGAGCGUCGUGCCGCAACCACCUUGCCGGGCCUUUUUGCGCCCCUGGAGGCGGUGCUUCUGUGCCACCCAGUCAUCGUGGGCGUCACCAGCCGCCUGCAGAAGGAGCUGGCCAAAGUGGAUAGCGUCGUGUCGUGGAAGACUACUUUGUUCGAGGGCCGCUGCGAGAAGAUCUCGGGGCGAGACUUAGAAGGCCAUCAAUUUCUUCCCUCCGAUGGCCGUGCCAGCGAGAUGCUGCGAAGAUGCGUCAACGUGGGCGGGCCAUUCAACGGAUCCACGGCGAUCGUCUACGAGGAUUUCCCGCCAGCGAGCCGCGAGAGCUUCUCGGCGGCCACGGGCUCCGGGGGCUCCUGGCGGUCCUUUGGCAGCCGUCCGCCGGAGGGGCUCGACACCGCGCGCUGGCGCCCGGAAGACCCAGCGAAGCAGCUGCCGCCUCUCACGGAGCCACGAGACUUGUGGCUGGAGGAUGCUUGCCGAGACCGGCGUGCGCAGACUGCCGCGUCGGUGGCCAGCAGAUGGGGGGAGAGAACCGCCGAGAUGGUGGCAGACGGUGAGGCCCGAUCGCAGCAGCGUUACCGCUCGUGGGCGAUGUCAUCUCUGGUACCCCAGGAGGCGAGAGAGUGGAAGGCAAAAGUGCUGCCUUUUUUCGAAGACUUCGCCUCCAGCUGUGAUGCCAUCACGUCCAAAGUCUCCGGGAGCCUUUCUGCGAGCCCUCGCCUGGAGGAGCUGACGCUCAGACCGUCGCAGCUGGAACUGAUGCUGCCGGAAGGAUGGCCAUCCUCCCAAGGCUUUGCGCCAAGCGAAGGCCGAUCGAGUGAGAAGGAGGGUGAUAGUGCGAGCCCGGCUUGGCCGCCCACCACGCCGCAGCAGGUGGGCCAAUGGCUGGCGCAGCAUGACGCUUUACAAAGCGUGCAGAGCGACGACGUGAAGCCCACCUGCGCCUGCGGCUGGAAGUCGGGCUUCCGCAAAGAUCCCAUGAGUAUGGCGGAGGUGCAGCGGGUUCGCAUCCUGGAGCGGAGCAACGCGAACUUUGCCAAGCGCCGAAGCGGCGUGGGCGACAAACGAGUGCCGGAGGCGCAGGGCCAGCUGGUGGCGCUGAAGCGGGCGCGCGUGGGCCAGCUCUCGGAGGUUGCCUCCGACAAGGCGCAAGAGGAGGCUCAGCUCUUGAUGCGCCUCAGCCAGGAGUGCCCUCAUAUUCUCCAGUGCUUUGACUUCCGGCUGGCAAGCACCACGCUGCCUGUGUUGGAGUUGCUCUUGGAGUUUGCCCCGCUGGGGGACCUGAGCGGAAGGAUUCGGCAGCACAAAGAAUGGUGCCACUCCGCCACCCAAGAGGUCGUCGGCAUGCCGGAGCCGGAGCUCGUCUCCUACGGCUGCGACAUCGCAACGGGGCUCGCUUACUUGCACGGGCUGCGGCCCAAGAUCCUUCAUCGCGACAUCAAGCCCGCGAACAUCUUGCUCUUCGCUGACGAGGCGCUCAUCUUCCCGCGGGCCAAGCUCGGGGAUUUCGGCAUCGCCAAGAUCCUAGAGCUGGAGACCUCCAUCGCGGGUGCCGCCACAGUCAUAGGCACCCCGCAUUACUUCGCGCCCGAGCUUUGCAGAGGCGAGCAGUAUGACGAGCGGGCCGACUCUUGGGCGCUGGGCUGCAUUCUCUAUGAGAUGCUGUGCCUGCACCGGCCCUUCCAUCAGGUGGAGGGCAACUUGGCAUUGCUGGCGGUGCGCAUCUCCGAGGGGAAGUUGGACCGAGCCGCCCUGGAGAAGCAGGCCGAGCUGUACAAUGGGCGCCUGAUUUUGGUGCUCACCGGCCUGCUCUGCCCCACCGUGGAACAGAGGAGCCGGGCUGGGGAGGUGCUGGAGUCCUUGCAGCACCUCCAGGCCAAGCACGACACCACCUCGCUGCCUGCUCCCACCGCCUGGUGGCGAACGCAGCGGCUAGAGGAGUCCUGGGGUUUGGAGAACGAGGAGAUGUUGGACGAGGAGUGGGAGGCGCCGGACAGCUGGCGGGAAGCCACACUUGCACAGCUGGAGGGCCUUCUGUCUCAGUUGCCGGAGCUGCGUAGCCCGCACAAGGCAGAGGUCACCCUGGGUGUGUCGCAGCUGGAGGCCUGCUGGUUGCCAGGUGAGGGUGAGCCCGUCACGGCUCGCACUGAUAGGACGUUGCCGCCAUCGCCGGCACUCUCUCCCCAGGGCCGGUGCUUUGGCUCCGAGCCAGGCACAGAAUAUUUGGGGGAGUCUCCGGGGCUUUGCGCGUCGCCACCGGCUGCCUCACGGGCUGCUUGGGCAGAGACCGAGGCACCCACCUUUGGGGAGCCCGUCGCUCCUUCGGCCGAAACGCCACUGAGGCAGACUGCCACGAGGCUCUUCUUCCGACCUGUUCGGCAAGGGAGUUACUUGGAGCCCCCGUGCGCGCCUGCACCACGACCCCACACGGGCAAGUGGCUGUUUUCCGAGCUCUCCGAAGACGAGGUGAUCUUUUGCUUCGCUCCGAGCGGGACGCCGUUGGAGAAAGCCGGGAUGGGGACUCAGCCGCCACCGCCCUCACCUACUGCAGAGCCAGCAAUGGACGGAUGGCAGGAGGUCGAGGUUGCCAGCGCCACGCUGCCUCCACAGGACACAGCAUGGCGCUCGGGCAUUUUCGUCGUCCGAAAAGUGCUGCUGAGCCGCCACGCAAACGAUGUCGCCCUGGCACUGCUACACGGAAGGUCGAAGUGAGAGAUUCGCACAAACGUUUCACCAUGUUUCACCCAUGGUCAGACUUGUUCUAUUUAUAGCCUGAAAGUGUCCACGAAGGCUCCUCAUCAUAAACAUGAAAUGCAAGUCCUUUGUUCUAUGAUUAGGUUGCAGUCCGACUCCAGGG
Messenger RNA from Effrenium voratum, 4804 nucleotides. The record is from the annotation of a GenBank genome assembly. NCBI's taxonomy places the organism in Eukaryota, Dinophyceae, Suessiales, Symbiodiniaceae.